CAUCAAGUAUUACUAUAGGAAUUUUAUUUUAAAAUUACAAAUUAUAAUUUAUCUACGAAAAAAAUUUGACUUAUCUAGUUUAUAAGUUGGUGACCCUUUCGUACAUAUUAAUUAGUUGGUAAUGCUUAAUCUCGUUCAAAUCCAAAAAUGGCAGCAGCCAUUGAGGAUUUUUCGAAUUGGUUAAGAGAAAAAUUAAAGGAAUUAAAUACAGAUGAAACAGUUUUUGGAUCUUAUAUACAAGGAAUACUCGAUAGCGAUGAUACUGCGGAAGAAAAAAGUGACGCUGUACGAGGAAUACUUACAGAAAUAUUAGAAAACGAAAAAGAUAUAAUGAAAACCUGCACUGAAAUAUUGGACCAGUGGCAAAAUCUUAAACCAAAAGAAGUAUGUACCAAACAGUUGUCUAGUGAGGACGUAAAUAUGAAACUUGCUAAACUAUUGGAAUCUCAAUCUCUAGCUACCACCAAACAGAAACAAUAUACAGCUGAAGAGAAGAAAAUUAGAGAAGCCAUUCUUUCCCAGUAUAGCGAAAUGACUGACGAAGAGGGAGAUGUUGAGGAACAUACAGCAGGUUUUAAUGAUGGGGCAUUGGAGAAAAAUACGAAUGCUCAAACUGUAGCUCAAGCUGAAAAACUCAAAAGAGAACAAGCUCGAUUGGAUAGUCAGAAAAAAAAGGAGAAAGAUAAAGAAGACAGAGAAAAGCAAAAGCAACUGAAAGAAGAAAAGAAAGAAAAGCGUAAAACUGUUAAGGGUGAAAGGAAAAGGUAGCAGAUGUCAGUCUGAAAAUAUUAAAACAUAUUUUUUUGUGUAUUUUUUGAUAUAUUGUGAUUUUUGAAGAGUGCGUGGUUAAUUUUUUGCUGAUUUAAAUGAUAUUGAAACUGAAAAAAGUUUUUUUAUUACAUAAAUUUUGUUUUUCCUUAGACAUUCGUGACUUCCCUUGAAAAUUCAUCAUUUUGUCUGAAAUUUACUAUUUUCUUUAUAACUUCCACAUUUUCCUUAUAAAUCCCACAUUUUCCCUUAUAAAUUCGUCAUUUGCCUUGAAAAUUUGACAUUCUUUUUAAAAAUUCAUCAUUUGUGUAUGAAAUUCAUCAUGUUCCUUAGAAAUUCGCCAUUUUCCUUGGAAAUCAUAAUUUUUUGGAAAUUUCAUAUUUGCUUUUCUGAAAGUUAUACAUCAUUUUCCUUAGAAAUUCAUCGUUUUCCUUAAAGAUAAAUAAUUUUACUUACAAAUUUGUCAUUUUUCUUAGACAUUCGUCAUUUUUUUAAUGAAAUUUAUCAUUUUCUUUGAACAUUCUACGUUUAUCUUUAUAAGUUGAUCAUUUUUUAUAGAAAUUCGUCAUUUGCAUGGAAAUUCGUCAUGCUACUUAGAAAUUUAUCAUUUUUCUUCAAAAUUCAUCAUUUACUGUUAGAAUUUCAUCAUUUUCCUUAUAAAAUUGUCAUUUUUGUUAGAAUUUCUUCGAAAUUUAUAAUUUUUCUUUAGAAUUUCAUCAUUUUUCUUCUAAAUUUACCUUUUUUCUUCGAAAAUUGUCAUUUUUACUUAGAAUUUCAGCAUUUUUCUUCAAAAUUCAUCACUUUUUAUUAGAAUUUCAUGAUUUUCCUUAUUAAUUCGUCAUUUUUGUUAGAAUUUCAUAAUUUUCUUCGAAAUUCAUCAUUUUUGCUUGAUGUUUUAUCAUUUUCCUUCUUAAUUUUUCAUUUUUUGUUAAAAUUUCAUCAUUUUUGCAUAGAAAUUCUACGUUUUUCUUUAUAAAUUUGUCAUUUUCUGUUUUUGAAUUUGUGAAAAUAUAUUUUUUUAAAUAAAAGCAAA
This is a messenger RNA of Diorhabda sublineata, 1801 nucleotides long. RefSeq names its product coiled-coil domain-containing protein 43. The record is from RefSeq and is a predicted model, not a curated record. Bases 148 to 768 code for a protein of 206 amino acids. The transcript is spliced from 3 exons. Lineage: Eukaryota; Metazoa; Arthropoda; Insecta; Coleoptera; Chrysomelidae.